AUGUGGACUUCUGGUAGAAUGAGCAAUGCAAAGAGCUGGCUUGGACUUGGAAUGUCCUUGUACUUCUGGGGAUUGAUGGACCUUACAACCACCGUUCUCUCCAGCACCCCAACACCACGAGGCAGAUUAGAGGGUCUCCUGUCAAACAAGCCACAGUCACAUCAGCGAACCAAGAGGAGCUGGGUUUGGAACCAGUUUUUUGUUCUGGAAGAGUACACUGGGACCGACCCUUUAUAUGUUGGCAAGCUUCACUCAGAUAUGGACAGGGGAGAUGGAUCCAUCAAAUACAUCCUCUCAGGAGAAGGUGCAGGCAUCGCAUUUACCAUUGAUGACACCACUGGUGACAUCCAUGCUAUUCAAAGACUCGACCGAGAGGAAAGAGCCCAGUACACUUUAAGGGCUCAAGCCCUGGACAGGAGAACAGGCCGGCCAAUGGAGCCAGAGUCAGAGUUCAUCAUCAAAAUACAAGACAUCAAUGACAAUGAGCCCAAGUUCCUAGAUGGACCUUACGUUGCCACUGUGCCGGAAAUGUCACCAGUGGGUACCUCUGUUAUCCAGGUGACAGCCACAGAUGCCGAUGACCCGACCUAUGGCAAUAGUGCCCGUGUAGUGUACAGCAUUCUCCAGGGCCAGCCAUACUUUUCUGUGGACUCCAAAACAGGUGUAAUUAGAACAGCACUCACAAACAUGGACAGAGAAGCCAAAGAAUACUAUGAAGUGAUUAUUCAAGCCAAGGACAUGGGGGGGCAGCUUGGGGGAUUGGCUGGGACCACGACUGUCAACAUCACUCUCUCGGAUGUCAACGAUAACCCACCCCGCUUUCCCCAGAAACAUUAUCAGAUGAGUGUGUUGGAAUCAGCUCCAAUUAGCUCCACUGUAGGCAGAGUGUUUGCCAAGGACUUGGAUGAAGGGAUCAAUGCAGAGAUGAAAUACACUAUUGUGGACGGAGAUGGUGCAGACGCUUUUGAUAUUAACACAGAUCCAAAUUUCCAAGUUGGCAUCAUAACUGUGAAGAAGCCCCUGAGUUUUGAAAGCAAGAAAAGCUACACCUUAAAGGUGGAGGGAGCCAAUCCUCACCUAGAGAUGCGUUUUCUGAACCUGGGCCCAUUUCAGGACACAACGACAGUGCACAUCAGUGUGGAAGAUGUGGAUGAACCCCCUGUGUUUGAACCUGGUUUUUAUUUUGUGGAGGUACCUGAGGAUGUGGCAAUUGGAACAACCAUACAGAUCAUUUCUGCCAAGGACCCAGAUGUGACCAACAACUCAAUCAGAUAUUCUAUUGACAGAAGCAGUGAUCCUGGAAGAUUUUUCUAUGUUGACAUUACAACAGGUGCCCUAAUGACUGCAAGACCCCUAGAUCGGGAAGAAUAUUCUUGGCAUAAUAUCACUGUCCUUGCUAUGGAAAUGAACAAUCCCUCCCAGGUGGGAAGUGUUUCCGUCACUAUCAAAGUCUUAGAUGUGAAUGACAAUGCUCCAGAGUUCCCCAGAUUCUAUGAAGCUUUUGUCUGUGAGAAUGCCAAAGCUGGACAGCUGAUCCAAACAGUGAGUGCUGUGGACCAAGAUGACCCACACAAUGGUCAGCAUUUCUACUACAGCUUGGCUCCUGAUGCUGUGAGCAACCCAAACUUCACUGUAAGGGACAACCAAGAUAACACUGCCCGGAUUCUAACCAGAAGGUCUGGCUUCCGGCAGCAGGAACAGAGUGUCUUCUACCUGCCCAUCCUCAUCGCAGACAGUGGGCAGCCAGCGCUGAGCAGCACAGGCACGCUGACCAUCCAGGUGUGCAGCUGUGAUGAUGACGGUCAUGUCAUGUCCUGCAGCCCUGAGGCCUACAUGCUCCCAGUCAGCUUGAGCCGGGGUGCCCUCAUCGCCAUCCUGGCCUGCAUCUUUGUCCUCUUAGUGCUGGUGCUGCUCAUUUUGUCCAUGAGGCGACACCGGAAGCAACCGUACAUCAUUGACGACGAGGAGAAUAUCCACGAGAACAUCGUCCGCUACGACGACGAGGGCGGCGGCGAGGAGGACACGGAGGCCUUCGACAUCGCGGCCAUGUGGAACCCGCGGGAGGCGCAGGCGGGCGCCGCCCCCAAGACGCGGCAGGACAUGCUGCAGAUUGAGAGCCUCUCGCGCUACGUGCCCCAGACGUGCGCCGUCAACAGCACGGUCCACAGCUACGUGCUGGCCAAGCUCUACGAGGCCGACAUGGACCUGUGGGCCCCACCCUUCGACUCCCUCCAGACGUACAUGUUCGAGGGGGACGGCUCUGUGGCUGGCUCGCUGAGCUCCCUGCAGUCAGCCACCUCGGACUCGGAGCAGAGCUUCGACUUCCUGACGGACUGGGGGCCCCGGUUCCGGAAGCUGGCGGAGCUCUACGGGGCUUCCGAGGGGCCCGCACCGCUGUGGUGA
Castor canadensis (American beaver) is the source of this 2403-nucleotide messenger RNA. It is a transcript of the gene Cdh20, whose product is annotated as cadherin 20. Gene Ontology annotation, cellular component: adherens junction; plasma membrane; catenin complex. Gene Ontology annotation, molecular function: calcium ion binding; cadherin binding; beta-catenin binding. Gene Ontology annotation, biological process: cell-cell junction assembly; cell morphogenesis; adherens junction organization. NCBI's taxonomy places the organism in Eukaryota, Metazoa, Chordata, Mammalia, Rodentia, Castoridae. The record is from RefSeq and is a predicted model, not a curated record.